Molecule: messenger RNA, 14629 nt
Organism: Mytilus trossulus (common blue mussel)
Lineage: Eukaryota; Metazoa; Mollusca; Bivalvia; Mytilida; Mytilidae
Product: spectrin beta chain, non-erythrocytic 2-like
Exons: 86
Coding region: 33-12434 (4133 amino acids)
Biological process (GO): actin cytoskeleton organization
Cellular component (GO): cell junction; plasma membrane; cortical actin cytoskeleton
Molecular function (GO): actin filament binding; phospholipid binding
Source: RefSeq, a predicted model, not a curated record
GGAUUUGAAAUCAGAAGGGUAAAUCUUUCACCAUGAGUGUUUGUUUAUCGGAUGGAGGCAUGUCGGUGAAGGAUAUUCAUCAGUUUGAGAAGGGCCGAAUCAAGGCCCUUCAGGAUGAGAGAGUCUACAUCCAAAAGAAGACUUUUACAAAAUGGGCAAAUGCCUUUCUGGAGAAGGCCAGAUUAGAAAUAAAAGACUUGUUCACAGACUUGGCAGAUGGAAAAAUACUAAUGAAAUUAUUAGAAAUUAUUUCUGGUGAAACAAUAGGAAAACCCAACAAGGGGAUGAUGAGGGUACAGAAAGUUGAAAAUGUCAGCAGAUGUCUUAAAUUUCUUAUAACUAAGGUGUAUUUUGAAAAUAUUGGAGCAGAAGAUAUUGUCGAUGGAAAUCCACGUCUGAUCCUUGGUUUGAUAUGGACUAUUAUUCUCAGGUUUCAAAUCCAGGAAAUUACUAUUGAAGUGGAUGAGGAGUCCACGGAAAAAAGGUCUGCUAAAGAUGCUUUGCUAUUGUGGUGCCAAAGAAAGACUGCUGGGUAUCCAGGGGUUAAUAUCACGAAUUUUACGUCAAGCUGGAGAAAUGGGCUUGGAUUCAAUGCUCUCAUACAUGCACACAGACCUGACUUGAUAGAUUAUGAUGCCUUACACCCAGAAGAACAUGUGAGCAACUUGAACAAUGCUUUUCUUACGGCAUCUAGAGAACUGGACAUCCCUAGAAUCUUGGACGCUGAAGAUGUGGAUGUUAACAAACCAGACGAGAAGAGUAUUCUUACUUAUGUAGCUUCAUACUAUCAUUAUUUCGCCAAAAUGAAGAGUGAAAUGACUGGUGGAAAGAGAAUUGCUAAGAUCUUGGGAAGUUUAAUGGACAUGGAAGCCAUGGUGGACGACUAUGAAACAUUGACUUCAUCUUUACUGGAAUGGAUCCAGUUCACAAUCAAAAGACUUCAAGAUAGAAACUUUCCUAACUCAUUAGAGGGAAUACAAAAAGAAGUUGUCAAAUUUAAAACAUACAGAACAGUGGAAAAACCACCAAAGUAUAAAGAAAAGGGUAAUAUAGAAGUACAGUUUUUCAACAUUCAAGCCAAACUGAAAGCUAAUGGACAGAAACAUUACACACCACCAGAAGGCCUAUUGGUACAUGAUAUAGAGUCAGCAUGGUUAAAACUGGAAAAAUCAGAGCAUGAACGGGAGGUAGCCAUGAGAGAUGAAAUGAUAAGGCAAGAGAGAUUGGAACAGUUGCAUCAAAGAUUUCAGAAAAAGGCUGAAAUACGAGAACAAUGGUUAUCAGACAUGUCUUUGAUAUUAGACGAGAAACUUGUCUGUAGUAAUGCUGCACAGACAGAGGCAUCCAUCAAGAAACAUGAAGCUAUCAGUGCAGAAAUACUGGCUAGGAAAGACAGAUUCAGGGCUUUAAACGGUUUAGCCAAGGAACUUGUCCAAGGGAGCUACCAUGCUAAAGAUGCUGUAAACAAAAAAGAUCAAGACAUAAUGAUGAAAUGGAAGAAGUUAUUAGACAAGUUAGAAGCUAGGAAGAAAACAUUGGACGGGUUCAGCAAUUUGAUGAACAGCUUCAGAGAGAUAGAAAGUAUUGUGGAAGAGCUCAAAGAAGCAGAGGCUAAAGUGAAAAUAGACGACAAUGGUAAACAUUUACAAGCCACAGAGGAUUAUUUACAACAGCAUGCCUUGGUGGAGGCUCAACUUCAUGGUCUUGGUAAACGUGUUCGUAACUUAAACAGACGAUCUAAAAAUAUGACAGAUUUGUCAAAUACAGAGGGAGCUGUGCUAGAUAAAAGAUUAGAAGAUUUAAAUGCAGAAUAUAAUAGAGUAAAUGAUUUAGCCAAUGAUAGAAGAAAGAAAUUAGAUGUAGCAAAGAAAUAUUACCAAUUCUUACAAGACGCUGAAGAAGAAGAGAGAUGGGUUCAGGAGAAAAUAGAUGUUUGUGGUGCUUCAACAACGGGCAAAGAUUUAAAUGCUGCUCUAGUCUUACUCAAGAAACAUGAGGGCCUUGACGGAGAUAUGAAUGGAAGAUGGCCAUGGUGUGAGAAACUUUGCAACACAGGCAAAGAACUAAUGAAUGGUGGUCAUGAGGCAAAGAAAGAAAUCAAUUCUAAAAUAAAAAAUCUAAUAGAGAAAUGGGACAGACUAAAGAAAUUAGCAGCUAUUAGAAGGACAAAGAUAGAAGAUGGAAUUGAAGCACAUCAGUACUAUGCUGAUGCUGAUGAAGCUGAGGCAUGGUUGAAAGAAAAGAUGCCCUUGGUUUGUAGUGACGACUACGGAAAGGAUGAAACUGGUUCACAGGCACUUCUGUCUCGACACAAUAGAUUGGAAGGGGAGAUAAGAAGUUUUCGCAGUGAAAUAGGUCGACUUGAUGAGUUGGCUCAGUUAAUGACCAAAGCUGCCACAGAGCAUAAUAUUUCCAUAGAGAAGUUUAUACCACAAGAGAAUGGAGAUAAAUCAGAGGAUGAAGACUCAGUGGACGAGAUGGUUGAUGUUCCCACGGAAAUAGAGGUAGAGGAAGAAGUAGAGAAGGAGGUCAUGCAAGAUGUGAUAGAAACCAGGAAGAUUCCACAAGUCAAGGUUUCCCAUGCAUAUAUAGGACAGGGAAUGAAAGUGGAGAAGGGAGAUCUACUACUCCUAAUUCAAAGGACAAAUUCAGACUGGUGGCAGAUCAGAAAAGGUGACGGAACUGAGGGAUUUGUACCUGCCAAUUAUGUCAAGGAGGUCCAACCUAAAGUGUCUCAAAAGGUCAUACGUAAACCAAUGAAAGUCAAGGAAAAGGUCAAGGUCAAGAAGACUGUAAUGAAAAAAGAAGUUCAGAAGAAAAAACCAGAGAGAGCAAGUAAAUUAAGAAGAGCUCCUUCAGUGAGAUCUAAAACUAAUCUUCAUUUCGACAAGGACAAUGUUGACAAGAGACAAAAGCAGCUUAAUCUGAACUACAAUAAACUUGUCAAAUUAUCACAGGCCAGAAGAAUAGCAUUAGAAGAUGCCAAGAGGUUAUUCAAGUUCUAUGGCGAUUGUGAAGAAUUUGAAUCCUGGAUGGUGGAAAAGGAACAAAUUCUAACGAGUAAAGAAAGCCUGUCUGACAACAUGGAUGCUAUUAGAAAGAAGUUUGAGAAUUUAUUGACAAGUUUAGCUGCCAACAAAGGAAGAUUAGAUGAUAUAAACAAACUUGCAGACGAAAUAACUCAAUCAGGAAGCGGUCAAAAAGAUAUAGUUAAAAAACGUCAAAAAGAUAUUAACGACAGGUGGAUCAGAUUGAACAAACUGAAAAUGGAAAGAGAAAAGAAUCUGGAAGGUGCUUCAAGCAUUGAGUUGUUCCAGUCAACAUGUGAUGAAUUAGCAGACUGGAUCAAGGAGAAAGAUAAUGCUAUGAACACUGAUGACUAUGGCAAAGGAUUACAGGCAACUAUUGCCUUACAAAGGAAACAUGCUAAUUUGGAAAGAGAAUUGAAUCCAGUUGGAGAAAAAAUGAACAGGAUGAAUUACCUAGCCGAUUCAGUGAGGUCAGCCUAUCCCGAUGAGAAAGGAUAUGUAGAUAAAAGACAGAAAGAAUUACAAGACAUUUGGGAUGCAUUAAAGAACAAACUGGAUGAUAGAAAGAAGAAAUUAGACGAUGUUGGUGAAUUACAUCAGUUCAAUGAUGACGCCAAAGAUCUGUUAUCAUGGUCUGGUUUAAUGAAAGCCAAGUUGGCCAAGUCAGAUAUGCCCAAGGAUGUACAGGCAGCAGAGAUAAUGCUAAAAGAACAUGCAGAGUUAUCUGAAGACAUUCAGGCACACAAACCAAAGUUUGUUGAUGUUCAGAAGUUAGGAAACAGUGUGUUGAAGAAAGAUCCUAAGAAUGAUGACGUAAAAGGUAAAUUACACAAACUACACGAGGAUGAGGCUGUUAUUGAUGACAUGUGGCAGAAGAGGAUGGACCAAUUACAGGAUGCACACGACCUACAGGUAUUCAACAGGGAUGCAGACAAUAUUGAUCUGGUUACUGGAGGUCAUGAGAAAUUUCUGGAGUUUGCAGAAGUUGGGAAAACAGUUGAUGAUGUUGAAUCUCUAAUGAAAAGACAGGAAGAUUUUGAGAAUACCUUACAAGCUCAGGACGAUAAGGUUAAAGCCAUGGAUGAGUUAGCAGACAAACUGAUUCGUGAUGGUCAUCCCGAUAAAGACCACAUUGAUAAGAGACGACAAGAGGUUCUAGAUAGAAGACAGAAGGUGAAAGACAGAGCAAAAGAGAGACGGGAUGCUCUGAAUGCAGCUCAAGGAUUCCAAGAAUUCAAGAGAGAUUCUGAUGAAUUAUCUUCUUGGAUGAAAGAGAAAUACAACACAGCAACAGAUGAGUCUUACAGAGACUUGACAAAUCUGACAGAGAAACUGAAGAAACAUCAGGCAUUUGAGGCAGAACUUAAAGCCAACAACGACCGUUUGCAAGAUAUUAAUGAGCGAGGAGAUGAAUUGGUAUCAGCUGACCAUCCAGAUAGUCCAAUAAUAAAGACUAUAGUAUCCGACCUAAAUACACAAUGGAAAGAUCUGUAUGAUAAAUCUUCUGAUAAAGGAAACAAACUGAGGCAGGCAGCAGAUCAACAGACACUGAACAGGGCACUAGCUGAUGCUCAGGAUAAAUUGGAUGAAAUGGAGAAAUCUGUGGCUAAUCCUGACCUUGGAUCUGACCUUAGAGGAGUGAAGGAGUUGUUAAAGAAGCACCAUAAUCUAGAGAAUGAUCUAGUAGGAUUGUCUGACACAAUACAGGCCAUUACAUCUCAAGGUCAAGAACUGGCCAAAUCUGGACAUUUUGACAAAGCUGGAAUUCUUAAAGCUGUUGAUGAAUUUAACGACAGAUUUAAGACUUUAAAACCAGCAGUAGAUACCAGGAAAAACAAGCUACAAGACUCGUUACAUUUCCAUCAGUUUAAGUUUGAUGCUGAUGAAGAAUUACAAUGGAUAAAAGAGCAUCUUCCUGCAGCAUCAUCCACUGAGUAUGGCAAGAGUUUGAUUGAUGCUCAGAAUCUUCACAAGAAACAUCAGAAACUUGAAUUAGAAAUAAGUGGACAUUCACCAUUCUGUGAAAAAGUGUUACAAACUGGCAAUCAGUUGAUAGAUCAAAAACAUUUUAAUUCUAAAGCUAUCAAGGACAAAUGUCAAGAAUUACAGCUAUCAUGGGACGAUUUACUGAGCAAGUCUAAAAUACGCAAGAAGAAUCUGGAUAUGUCUGUACAGGUCCAAAAGGUUUUAUCUGAAGUAGCAGAACUAGAGAACUGGAUCAAUGAUAAGAUGACUCUAGCUUCCAGUACUGACUAUGGUAAAGAUGAGGCGUCCGCUGACAAAUUACUCACAAAGAAUAAGGUGCUAGAAACCGACAUUCAGACCUAUCAGGGAAUAGUAACAGGUCUGGGAAAAGAAGCUCAGAGAUUAUUUAAAACUGGUUGUCAGGACCCAACCACACUCAGGAAAGCUCAGGAUAACCUUCAGGAUCACCUGAAUAAACUAAAGAGAUUAGCAGCAGACAGAACUCAGAACCUAGAACAAUCCAAAUGGAUGUUUGCCUUCAAGAGAGAGACCACAGACUUUGAGGAAUGGAUCAGUGAACAGAUGCAGUUGGCUGCCUCUGAGGAAUAUGGACAGGAUUAUGAACAUCUGCAGAUAUUACGGAACCGAUUUGAUGAGUUUAGGAGGACAGUAGAGGCAGGUACAGAGAGGUACAAUAGAUGUGAGAGAUUAGCUAAAUGGUUACUAGAGGAUAAUACUCCAUAUGAGGAUGUGGUGAAAGAGAGGCAGGAACAACUCAGGGAAGCUUGGAAUGAGUUGUUAGAACAAAUAGAGAACCGAGAUGUCAAGUUAUAUGGUGCUGGAGAAAUCCAUAGGUUCAACAGAGAUGUGGAAGAUGCAUUACAGAGAAUACAUGAGAAAUAUGCCAGUAUACCAGAUGAUACAGGAAAAGAUUUGGCUACCACACAGAUGUAUAUCAAGAAACAUGAAGGUUUUGAGAAUGAACUGGUGGCAUUAGAGGCUCAGUUGCAAGUUUUGAUAGAAGAUUCUACAAGAUUACAAGAGACUUACCCUGGAGAGAAUGCUCAGCAGAUAGAACAAUUACAGGCCUCUGUUGUAGAAAACUGGGGUGUGCUACAAGACAGGGCAGCUCAAAGGAAGGAUGAACUCUUGGCAGUGGCUGAUAUGCACAGAUUCUUGGCUGAUGUCAGAGAUCUUUUGAGUUGGGCUAAAGAGAUAGAGAAUGAGAUGUUAUCAGAGAAGACAGUUAGAGAUGUACAUGGUGUUGACUUAGUACGGGCACGACAUGAGGAGCUGAAGCUUGAGAUUGAUGCUCGAGAGGAUACAUUCUCCACGAUAUCACAGACAGGAGAGGCCAUGGUACAGGACGAACAUCCUAACUCAGAGGAGAUUACAGAAAAAGUCAAACAAGUAGAAGAGACAAGAGAAAGACUAAGAAAAGUAUGGGAGGACAGAAGACAACAUUAUGAACAACUUUAUGGCCUACAUACAUUCCUUAGAGAUGCUGAGCAGCUCAAUAAUACCAGCUCAUCACAAGAGGCUUAUUUGACCAGUGCUGAAUAUGGAGACACAGUAGAUAUGAUAGAUAGUCAGAUCAGAAGACAUGAAGCUUUUGAAAAAGUUCUGGAUGUCCAGAAUGAAAAGUUAAAUGCCAUACAAAACCAUGGACAAGAGAUCGUAAACAAAAAACAUUUUGAAGCUCCUCGUGUUGCCAAGGUGAUUGAAGAAGUCACAUUGCGGAGGGAGAAUAUCAAACAACAAUGUGCUGGUCGCCAUAGAAACCUGGAUGAUGCUAUGUUGUAUGCACAGUUCAACCGAGAUGUUGUAGAGACUGAAGGAUGGAUUGAUGACAAAUUAAAGGUUGCUUAUGAAGAUAACUUCACAGAUGUCACAGAUUUAGAAUCGAAGAUGAGAAAACUACAGAAACAUCAAGCUUUCGAGGCUGAAUGUGUGGCUAACACUGACAAAAUAGAACAAAUCAAACAGCAAGGUGAUGUGUUGAAUGCAAAGAAAUAUAAGCCAGAUGAAGUUCGUCAAUCACUACAGAGAUUGAUGUCAAAGUGGAACGAAUUAUUAAAGGCAUCUAAUGAUAGAGGCAAAGGUCUUGUGGAAGCUAAGGAUAUCUUGGAGUUCAAUGAACAAGUUGACAAAGUGGAAAUGUGGAUCAGGGAAAAAGACUCAUUAGUGAAUGCAGGAGAUUUGGGACGUGACUAUGAACAUUGUUGUGAACUUCAGAAGAAAGCCAAUGAUCAGGAAUCUGCUGGAAUAACAGUGGACAACGGUAGAAUAAAAUUCAUCAGUGAUUUAGCAGAUAAACUGAUUUCUCAAGGAAGAACUGACACAGGAAUAGUGAAAGAAAGACGUGAUGCCAUGAAUAAAAAAUGGAAAGCAAUACAAGGUGAACUUGAGCAGUAUAAAAAAGACCUGUCUGGUGCUUUAGAAAUCCAUGCAUUUAAUAGAGAUGUAGAUGAUAUAAAUGAUCGUAUGAAUGAGAAGGCUGUCCUACUCUCUAACGAAGAUUUAGGAAAAGAUCUUCCUAGUGUGGAAGCACUACAACGUAAACAGGAAGAGACGGAAAGAGAUAUGUCUGCUUUACAAAACCAGUUAGAGAAAUUAGAAUCAUCAGCAGGCAGAUUGUGCAAGAAAUACCCAGAGAAAGCUGAGUCUAUUAAAACUAAACAGAAAGAGGCUGAUGAAAACUGGGAAAAACUGGAAGAUUUGUCUGACAAAAGAAAAGCUAUGUUAUCCAAGUCUUAUGAACUCCAGAAAUUCUUACAUGAUAGCAAGGAGCUGGUCUCCUGGUCAAAUAACAUGGUCAGUGCAAUGAAUUCUGGGGAGUUGGCUAAGGAUGUACCUGAGGCUGAAAUCUUCUUACAGCUUCAUCAUGAAAGAAAGGCUGAAAUAGAUGGUAGGAAACCAGUUUUUGCUGCAGUAAGAGAACAUGGAAAUAGAUUGGUCAGUGAGAAACAUUAUGCUGCCACUGAUAUACAGAAAGCUAUAGGACAGUUAGAUAAAGCCAAACUAUCACUGAAUGGAGCUUGGGAUAAACGAAAUAACCUACUCACACAGUGCCAUGAUCUUCAGAUGUUUAAAGAGACCUCAGAACAGACAGAGACAUGGAUAGCUUCUAAAGAAGCCUUCUUAGCCAAUGAAGAUCUUGGAAACACAUUGUACAGUGUAGAAGCUCUCAUCAAGAAACAUGAUGGCUUUGAGAAGAUGACCAUGGCUCAAGUCGACAAAGUGGACGAUAUGAAGCAGUUUGCUGAUAAUUUAGUAGAGCAACAACAUUAUGCUGUCAAUGAGAUUACAGAUCGUUGUCGGGCAGUUUUGGAUAGAUACAAACGUCUGCUGGACAGCAUGGCUGCUAGAAAGAAAAAGUUGGAAGACUCCAAGAAUUAUCAAUUAUUCCUUAGACAUUUAUAUGAAGUAUCCAACUGGAUCAAUGAGAAGCUACAGAUAGCAUUAGAUGAGUCAUACCGAGACCCUACCAACCUUCAGGCCAAGAUACAGAAACAUGUAGCAUUUGAUGCUGAGGUGUCUGCCAACAGAAACAGGGUGGAUUCUGUUAAAGAUGAGGGUCAAGGACUGACAGAGGAGAAACAUUAUGCCUCAGAUGAUAUCAAGAAACGCUUACAGGAGUUAGAACUUAGUUGGCAGGCCUUGAUAGCAGCAAGUGCUGAGAAAAAAGAUAGAUUACAAGAUGCUUAUAGAGCUUUGAUGUUCAACAGAGUGAUUGAUGAUCUGAUGGUAUGGAUGGACGAGGUUGAAAACCAGCUAUCUUCAGAAGAUCAUGGGAAAGAUUUAACAUCGGUUAAUUAUCUUCUAAAGAAACACCAGAUGUUAGAACAAGAUAUCACAAAUCACAAAGAGAAAGUAAUGGACAUCAAAGACGCUGCACAGGUCUUCAAGGACACUAAACAUUUCAUGAAUAAAGAAUUACAGGCUAGAGCUAAGGAAACUUCAGAUAGGUAUUCUUCACUGAUAGAACCAUCUAGAAUUAGGAGAGAUAAUUUAGAGGAUGCUCAGUUAAUGUACCAAUACUACAGAGAUAUAGAGGAUGAGCUAUUAUGGAUAGAAGAGAAGAAACCAGUCGCAGCCUCUACAGAACUUGGAAGUUCACUAGUCACUGUACAAAAUCUGAUGAAAAAACACCAGACAAUGGAAUCUGAAAUAGUUGCCCAUGAACCUUUGAUAGACUAUGUUGCCACCUCUGCAGAGAGAAUGGUCAAAGCAAAACAUUUCGCUUCAGAGGACAUUGAACAGAGACUACAAGAACUCCAUACACAACUACAAGAACUUAAAAAAUUAGCUUCUGUCAGAAAGAAGAAACUUCAAGAAUCUGUUGAAGCUCAAAAGUUUUACACAGAAGUAUCAGAGGCUGAUAUGUGGAUGGAAGAGAAAAUGCCAGUAUUAAAUAGUCUUGAUUAUGGUAAAGAUGAAGAAGCCGUGCAGGUUUAUAUAAAGAAGUUAGACACUUUAGAGAGAGAUAUAGAAAACUACAACAACAAUAUAUCAGAACUAGGUUCUUUGCAGAGGUCACUUGUAGAAAAAGGUCACUAUGACAGUGAAAAUAUCAAGAAACAGCAUGAAUCAGUAGUGACAAAGUACAGUCAAAUUCAGGAAUUAACCAUUCAGAGACGAUCAAUGUUAACUGAUACAAAGAAACUAUAUGAAUAUUAUCGUGAAGUAGGUGAAGUAACGACAUGGAUUUCUGAACGUAUUGUGACAGCUAGUUCUGAAGAUUACGGACAAGAUCUGGAACACGUUGAAAUUUUACAGCAGAAAUUUGAAGAUUUCAUGCAUGAUGUUAACAGUAAUGAAUUUAGAGUAGUAAAUGUAACGACAAUGGCCACACAGAUGAUUGAAGUGAAACAUUAUGAAUCAGAUGGCAUCAGUAAAAAGUCUGAGGAAGUUAAACAAAUGUGGACAGAACUUCAUGAUAUAGCAAAAGCAAGACAAGAGGCCCUUGAAGCUGCCAAACAGGUACAUAUGUAUGGUAGAGAUGCAGAUGACACGCUAGAUUGGAUACAAGAAAAGGAAGGAAUUGUGGCUAGUGAAGAUUUUGGUCACGAUUUAGAAAGUGUCAGAGCAUUGAUUAGUAGACAUGAAGGGUUAGAGAGAGAUUUAGCUGCCAUUAGUGUUCAGGUUGAAGACAUCACCAAGGAAGCUGAACGAUUAAUGUCUUCCUUCCCUGAUGCUCAGGAACAUAUAGCUACCAAACAUGAGGAAAUGGUGAAAGCUUGGAAUAACUUAGUAGAACAAGCAACACAAAGGAAGGAAAAACUUCAACAAGCUGAUCAGCUACAAAUCUAUUUCAAUGAUUAUAGAGAAUUAACGGCAUGGAUAAAUGAAAUGAUAGCUAUGAUCAAUGCAGAAGAAGUUCCAAAAGAUUUACCAGGAGCUGAAGCUCUGGUAACCAGAAGUAAAGAGCACAAGGCAGAAAUAGACAGUAGGAAGGAUCCAGUUGACAAAUUCUUACAUAUGGGUCAAAUGAUGAUCCAGAAUGGACAUUUCUUGUCAGAAGAGAUCCAAGAAAAAGUAAAUGACUUAAAUGAUGCCUGGAAUACUCUACAUUCAACAUAUGAAACCUACAGAGUAUUGUGUGAACAUAUCCUGGAGGCACAGCAACUGAAACAUGAGAUGGAAUCUCUGGAAGCCUGGAUAAACAUCAGAGAGCCAGGUAUGAAGGAGAAACAAUUUGGAGAGAGUAUCCCAGGGGUAGAGGAACUACUGAGAAGGCAGGAUGAUUUUGAGAAAACUGUUGAUGCUCAAGAUGAUAAAUUUAAAUCUAUUAUUCGUAGAACUGAGCUUGAACAGUCACUUUUAGACCAGAAAGAACAACUAAAACAGAAAGAAAAGGCUAUGAAAGAAAUGGAAAGAUUAGAAGAAAUUAGAAAACGAGAACAACAGAGAAUUCUUGAGGAGAGAAACAGAGAGGAAGAACAGAGAAAAGCAAGGGAAGUUCUGUUACGGAAACAAAAAGGAACAACUGAUUCUUCUGAAAGUGAUGACGAUAAAGAUGACAAGUUAGAUGUUAGUACUGUGAAAAAUUUGAUUGGACGAUCUCAUAGUAUCAAAUCAAGUAAAAAGGAUGAUAAGAGAAUUGAAAUCAGACGUGCAAUUAGUUUUAAAAAUCCUGCAGGGGAUGGAACAACUUCUCCCCCACCCCUAGUUCUUCAGAAAGCGUUAGGUUUCAAAGAAGGUGAAGGAGUUAUUGUUCCUGAUGAGGAAGAUCAGGAAUUUUCAGCACCUCAUCUUCCAGAGGCUCCACCUCCUGAAAGUUGGACACACGUAGAAGUUGAAUCUGCCGGUACAAACUUAACUAAAAAGGAGAAAUUAUCUCCCCCUGUUAGUCCUAAAUCUAAUAAACAUGUUGAAUCUCUUAAAGACGAAUCUAAAGAAAAGAAAAAACGGACACCUAGUUUUAAUAUUAGAAGGAGAACUAGAAGUUUCAAGGAUAAAUUUAAAUUACCGGAGAAUUUACCUCAAGCCCAAUAUGAGGGUAUGUUAGACAGAAAGCAAGAACAUCAAAGUGGUGGUAAACGUGCUGCAAUACGAUCAUGGAAGAAUCUUUAUACAGCAGUGUUCGGUCAAGUCAUGGCCUUCUUCAAAGACCGGGAAGCUUACUUGGAGAAAACACCAGUAGCACCAUGUGUAUUCUUACAUGAAGCAUUUUGUGAAGCUGCCAUGGAUUAUACGAAAAAGAAAAAUGUCUUCCGUCUUCGUCUUAAAGAUGGAUCAGAAUUUUUGUUCGAAGCCAGCAACCAUGAAGAGAUGAAUUCAUGGAUUGCCUUAAUCUGCCACCAAGCAGCUGGUACCCCAGUACAUGCAGACUUUUUUAGAGUAACAGAUGAGGAUAGCGGAGCUCAAGUCCCAGAUGAGCACCAUGUACCAGGUGAUCGGUCAGCAAGUCCAGAAGGGCGAGCACGUAGUAUUUCACCUUUAUCUUCCCACAGAGAAUCGACAGAAAUCAAGGAGGAAGAUAUGGACAGACUAAAUCAAAUGUCCCAAGUAGGAUCAGAGUCACCACAAUUUUCAAAAGAAAGCCCUCGACCUUCACCAAGGAAUUCUAAAGAAAGUCCCCGCCCCUCACCACGUCCAAGGAAUGUUAGUGGACAUAGUCAAGGAUCAGAGGGUGACGACCAUGUGACAGCUCUUCCAGAAUUAGACAGAGUUAACGGAGAUGAUCAUCCACAAGAAGAAGAUUCUGUAAAAUUUCGACAGAAGUCUUCACCUCGGGCAGAACGACCAUUUUCUGAACCAAACAUUCAUCCUACAGAUGAUCAUGAUCAUUUGAACGAGAAGGAAAAGAAACAUAGAAGCAUGUUUGGCUUUCUGAAAAAGAAGAAAGACAAAGAUCACACGGAAGAACACAAGGAACACAAAGAACAUAAAAAGGACAAAAAACAUAAAGACAGAAGACCUGAUGCAACAUUAUAGAAAAACAUUAUAGCAACAAUUGUCUUCCAUAAAUUCAUUUAGAAAAAAUGUAGUGGCUUCAGAUGCAUUAUGGGUAUUUGAAUGGCUUGAAAUUCACAAAGGCUAUUAAAUGGCUAACAAUACUUGUUAGAUGUUAAAAUGGCUUAGAAUUCACAGUGGCUGUUUAAAUGGUUAAGAAAACCCUUUGGUUAUUUUUGUAAAUGACUUAAAAUACAGAUUGACCAUUACGGUUACAUUACUCUUCAAAAUAUUUAUAGUAUGUGGUUGUUUUCAUCAUUCACAGGGUUGAACUUUUUAUGGUUAAAAAUAACUUCCAGGAUUUAUAAAAAAGCCUCUCAUUUAUAGAUAUACUUAAAUAAAAAAAUGUGUUUAUUUCAUUUUUGAAGGGUAAAAGUUCGGGCUUUUAGACAAGUGUUUCAUUCCAUACAUUUUUCGUAAACUUUCAUAUAAAAAGAUUUCUUACAUCUGGUCAGUAAAAUAUCAUUUAUUUCAUUCAUUCAUGUAUGAACAUAAUUUUGUUUAAAUGAGAACCAUUUUUAUAUAGGUUAAAACUUAGAAUAUUUUUUGUGUCACAAAAAGUCACAAAAAAUAUUAUUGUUAAUAAUUUUCAAAUUCUACAAACAUGAUAUGAUCUCAAUUACAAUUCAGGGCAAAACAGUUACAAGUUGUUCUUCAAAUUUCUAAAAUUUGUUAAAAAUUCUGUUAGUUGUUUAUGUAUGAAACAGUUAUAUUGUUAAAUAUAUGAUUCAAGUUUGAGUCUGUAAAUAAAGAAGUUUCUUUCCAAUAUGCACAAAAAUGUUGACAACAACAAAUGUGAUAGCUGUUGUACUAUAUUAAGACACAAUUUAUAAUUGUUAUUAUUGUUUGUUUUGUCUCACUGUCAGAAUUCCAUGACUGUAUGCAUAGUUGUGAACUGGCCAAUCAUAUUGCACCAUUUAUUGAGAAGGUGAUGUCAUGAAUAUUCAGUAAUCUUUCAACAAGAAAGAAAUAUUCAUUUCUGUUGAGGAUAUGGUCUGAGAAAUCUUCAUAGCUAUGUCUCCAUUAAAAUUUAAAAUAACCAGAUUUGUAAUUUGAGUAUAGGAUGAUAUCAUAAUGUUCUGGAAUAUUUCUUAUUAAUAUGGAUCAAUUCCAAAUUUGUGCCCAAUAAAUGCAUAUCAAUGCAUGUAUACAAGGUUUCAUUUAACGCUAGUUAGUUCAUGUAAAUGUAUGUAUGAAUUAUGAUAGUAUAUAUAUAGAAGUGCUCUGAAAUAUGCAUAUAUAUGUGUGUGUAAACGUAUGUGUAACUUAUGGACCAAGUGCUAUAGCUAGCAAAGUAAUAAAAUUGUUGUUUUAUGCAAUAUUAACUGUUACUGUAUAUUUUUUAUAUUUCUAUUUUGUUUAGAUAGUUAAUGUUUAUAUAUAGAUUUUUUUUAUAAACUUUAUAAAUAUAUAUGCAAACUAUGGGACCAGUUCAGUUUCGAUUGUAUUUUGUACAAGGGACCAGCUUUGUUUAUUUUUAGUGUGAAAAGAUCUGAUGUUCAAAUAAAUACUCCUUUCUUGAAAGCUAUUUGUGUAAAAAUUCCAACAGAAUCUUGAUUGAAAAAAAAUUAUUAUCAAAGAAUCUUAAAAAUAAAAGCAGAUCUUAAAUGCUUCUACAGUGGGACCAAACAAGGAUAAUUUCUGAGGUUUAGAGUGGCAUUUAUAUCAAUUUUAAUUUAACCUUUAGAUUUUCUUUAGUUUUGGAUUUAUUACUAUUGAAAUCUUCUAUAUUUAUUCUAAAGUGACGAAUCCUUCAAAUUGUUUUGAAAUUCCACAAUAUUGCAAUACUCAUGUAUUUAUAAACGUAUAGGUAUUUUGACAUUAUAUAGGAAUUCCAACUAUUGUUAGGUGGUAGCACAAAGUGGGUAUUCUUUCAAUUUAUUGUCUUGUUGACUUAGUCAUCUGAAAUCUGCUGUCAUAGUCGCAGAAAACCAGGUGGCAUCUUUACCUAUUUUUGCACCCGCUUGGCAAAAGUAAUUUCUUUAUAUUAUACACAGAGAAAGGUUGUGAUUAGGCUAUUUAUAGAUGUGUACAAAAUAUAUGCUUAUUUAACAGAUGCCAAAUACAUUGUACAAGGUUUAACAUAUCAUCAGUAUUUGUUCAUAUAUAUAUAUAUGCUGGUAAAUAUAAUUUUUUCAUGAGGAAAAAAAUAAAAUAAAUAAAUUGAUAUAAAAAUA